AUGCAACGCACGCUCGCUCUCGCGGCUCUGGCCGCCGUGGCCUUUGCCUCACCCAUGCCUCAAGCUGUCACAUCUGCCAUCUCGCCCGAGUCUUCUGCUCCCGCAGGAUGCCAGACAUCGUGGCCCGGCACCUUCGAAAUCACUGUUGUCAAUGUCACCUCCUCCUCCAAGAGAGAUCUUGAGAAACGACAACAAGAUGGUAUCCUUACGCUGACCCUCACUGAUGGCCUCCUCAAAGACCAGGCUGGUCGCACCGGUUACGUUGCUGCCAACUUCCAAUUCCAGUUCGACAGCCCACCUCAAGCUGGUGCUUUAUACACCUCUGGCUUCUCCGUCUGCUCAAACUACAGUCUUGCGUUGGGAGGAUCGGCAAUAUGGUAUCAGUGUCUGAGUGGCAACUUCUACAACCUGUACAGUAAGAAUUGGGCCAACACCUGCAACCCCAUCUACAUCUAUGCCAUGUCCGCCUCGACACCUUCAUCCUCAGCUCCCGCUGCCAGCCAAGCCAGUGACGGCCAGCCUCAGGCUACAACUGCUGCACCUGUCUCUCAAGUCUCUGAUGGUCAACCUCAAGCAAGCACCGGCGGCGUUCCUGUCACUCAGAUCUCAGACGGUCAACCACAGGCCACCACUGGAGCUCCCGUUUCUCAAAUCUCAGAUGGUCAACCCCAGGCCCCUACCGGUGCUCCGGUCACCCAGAUCUCGGAUGGUCAACCACAGGCAGCAACUAAGGGUGCCCCAGUUACCCAGAUCUCAGAUGGUCAACCACAAGCAACUAAGGGUGCCCCAGUUACCCAGAUCUCAGAUGAUGGUCAACCACAGGCAACUAAGGGUGCCCCAGUUACCCAGAUUUCAGAUGGUCAACCGCAAGCCACCACUGGUGCUCCUGUCACCCAGAUUUCAGACGGUCAACCACAGGCAACUAAGGGUGCCCCGGUUACCCAAAUUUCAGAUGGUCAACCACAGGCAACCACUGGUGCUCCUGUCACCCAAAUUUCAGACGGUCAACCACAAGCAACUAAGGGUGCCCCGGUUACCCAGAUCUCAGAUGGUCAACCACAGGCAACUACUGGUGCUCCGGUCACCCAAAUUUCAGACGGUCAACCACAGGCAACUAAGGGUGCCCCGGUUACCCAGAUUUCCGACGGUCAACCACAAGCAACUACUGGGGCUCCCGUCACCCAGAUCUCCGACGGCCAGCCCCAGGCGACCACUGGCGCCCCUGUUACUCAAAUCUCUGACGGCCAACCUCAGGCUACAGUCGAAGCUGCUACCAACACUGCUGCUGCACCCGCAACAUACACUGGCGCCGCCAACCGUGAAGGUCUUUCUGGCGGUCUUGCCCUCAUCGCCGGUCUUGCCGGAGCUGUUGCUCUCCUCUAG
This is a messenger RNA of Exophiala xenobiotica, 1383 nucleotides long. RefSeq lists its product as uncharacterized. Gene Ontology annotation, cellular component: fungal-type cell wall. The record is from RefSeq and is a predicted model, not a curated record. Bases 1 to 1383 code for a protein of 460 amino acids. Lineage: Eukaryota; Fungi; Ascomycota; Eurotiomycetes; Chaetothyriales; Herpotrichiellaceae. Gene Ontology annotation, biological process: fungal-type cell wall organization. Gene Ontology annotation, molecular function: structural constituent of cell wall. The transcript is spliced from 3 exons.